CGGGUCAGGCUCAGCCCACUCGCGAGUCGCCCUCGCACCUCUCCCUGUUCUCUUCUCCCUCGACACGCCGCCGCAAAAUCUCGCGGCAGCCCCUCUCUCUCUCUCUCUCGCCCUCGAGGCUCCGGUUCCUUGCUCCAUGGCGGACGGCGACAGUGCGGCGGUGCUGGGGAAGCUCACGGAGCUACCCGCGAGCGUAGAGGAGAAGGGGCCUCCCAUCAGGGGCAAGGCUUUGUCAGGAAGGACAUUAAACACCGCACAGAUUCCGCUUGUCGCGAGCCAUCCAGAGGUGUAUGAGCCAUGUGAUGAUUCCUUUGCCCUUGUUGAUGCACUACUCUCAGAUAAAGCACAACUUUUGACACUACAGCCGAGGUUAUGUAUGGAGGUGGGGUGUGGGAGUGGUUAUGUCAUCACCUCUCUUGCAAUCAUGCUCAGGCAAUUGGGCUCUGGAACCCAGUACCUAGCAACUGACAUCAACCAACAUGCUGUCGAGACAACUCAAGUGACCCUUGAAGCCCAUGGCGUGCACGCAGAUCUGAUUGCUACUGAUAUCGUGUCAGGUCUUGAAAAACAUCUGGCUGGUAUGGUUGAUGUGGUAGUUGUUAAUCCUCCUUAUGUGCCAACACCUCAGGAAGAAAUUGGGUGCAAGGGCAUUACAUCGUCUUGGGCUGGAGGGUUGAAUGGGCGCCAAGUGAUAGAUAGGAUUCUUCCUGCUGUGCAUGAGGUGCUAUCAGAAAGAGGGUGGCUGUACAUGAUAGCCCUAGAAGACAAUGAUCCUUUGGAUAUAUGUCAUUUGAUGAGCGAGAUGGGGUAUGCAUCACGUGUUGUCUUGAAGAGAUGUACUGAGGAGGAGAGCCUUUAUGUUCUCAAGUUUUGGCGAGAUGCUCACGCUGGUACAAAUGCUUCUCCUAAAUCUUCAGGCUCUGAGUCGUGGUUUUCUCAGUUGCCUUUCAGAUCCCUUUGGCACAAGAGUUCAUAGCAGUUCUCGGCCUCAUCAAUUUCAAGUCUUUAAAAUAUAGCUAGAAAUCCUUCACAAAAUUGAGAUGGCAGUAUCUCAAGAUGUGUUUGAAAGAGAUGUUACUGGUUGGUUUAAGGCCCGAACCAAACAGGACCUUAGCACACAAAGUACCAAACAUUCUUAUUUUGGUAGCUGAAAUUGUCAUCUUACGUUCCUGUCGUGUGUGUAUAUGCUAGUAUGGAUUCUUAUCUCCUGCAUUUGUAAUUUCUGUUUCCGUAUGGAUUUACUGCUUUUAGUUCAUUAUAUCAAUAUUAGAGGAAAAGAAUAUUUGGACAGUUUCUUGAACGGUGCAAGAUCAGUUACAGAAAUAACA
Messenger RNA from Phragmites australis (common reed), 1328 nucleotides. RefSeq lists its product as uncharacterized. NCBI's taxonomy places the organism in Eukaryota, Viridiplantae, Streptophyta, Magnoliopsida, Poales, Poaceae. The record is from RefSeq and is a predicted model, not a curated record. Gene Ontology annotation, cellular component: eRF1 methyltransferase complex. The coding region runs from base 137 to 976 and encodes 279 amino acids. Gene Ontology annotation, biological process: methylation. The transcript is spliced from 2 exons. Gene Ontology annotation, molecular function: nucleic acid binding; S-adenosylmethionine-dependent methyltransferase activity; protein methyltransferase activity.